This is a messenger RNA of Amoebophrya sp. A120, 2654 nucleotides long. Lineage: Eukaryota; Dinophyceae; Syndiniales; Amoebophryaceae. The record is from the annotation of a GenBank genome assembly.
CGACACGACAGGAAGUAAGGUUCUGGUCCCUGAACUUGCGCAUUUCAUCCAACCGAGCGUGUCUUGCGCAGCAUACAGAUCCAUGAGAGAAACCGACUGAAGAUGCAGCUGAGUCAAAAUUGCAACGAGCACAAGAAAGGAAAGAACUCCCUCCAUCAUCUCACAGCGGCCGCGGUUCCAUAGCGAAUUUGUGUUGACGUGCGCUCAAGGGACGCGAUAUUAGUGUACGUGUAUACAAGUGUGUGACGCUGUGCUAUCUGUGGUAGAGUGAGUAUAGAAGCGUGCAUGUUCUUGAGCCUCGUCUCGCGAGUCAAGCUGCGCAUUGACGAGGACAUGAUACUAGUCAAGCGGUCGUGUGGUUGUGAGUAGUGUUUUUGCAGCGCUCCACAAGGACUGAGUACAGACGUCAAAAAAAUGAGCGACCAAUCGCAGCGUCCGGCCUUCGACUGGGGCUCCGUGUAUCUGGCGAAACGCGCACGUCCAGUCGCCGACCAUGACAUCGACCACGAGCUGGCUUCAAAAAUGCGAAAAAUGGAUCCGAAUGUCGCAACUUCAACUCUCGUUGGUGGCUCCUCCAGUAGCUCGUCGAGAAAUCUUUCAUCAGCCCAGCCAUUUGGCAGCGCAGCAGCAAGUACAGGACUAGCAGCAGCUCCAGGGAUCGCAUCUUCGUCCAGCUCCGCCUCCGCCUCAUCGUCCGCUUACCAACAGCAGCCUCCAAUGACGCCAACAUUUGGCACGACUUCGAGCCACCACCUGGCGUUACACACAGGCGGGCUCGCGGGAGCUACUGGAGACCAGAGUCACAGUCAUUCAUCUUCUUCUCUACUUGGUCAGUCUCUCUGGUCACCGCGGACGUUGGGCGGGAGCACGAUGUCUGACCAUUACAGACCUGGACCGUAUGGCGUAGCGUCUUCAGCACAGGCAGUAGUUCCCCGGCCUGAGCAAACCGACGACCUGGCCUGCAGCGCGCUCAGCCCCGUGACGGACGGAGACAGAGAGUUGCUCGCAAACGCAAUUGGAGGCGGUGGACACAUGCACGGGCUGUUGACGGAGAACACGCUUGCUGCAUCGUCGUCGUCUUCAGCAAUGAACCACCAGGGAAGAAGUGGUAGAACAACAACAGCAGGGACGGCGGGCCGUCAGUUUCUACAGAGUAACCGCCAAACGCCAUCGUUCGACGGAACAAGCAUGGUGGGCCCACCCGAUUCCUCGGCAACGAACAUGGCAAUCUUCCCUAAGCAUCCGCUCUCAACAACAUCGAAGACGCCACACUCCAGUCCGAAUGUCAGUAUGGUAGAUAGUAAGAUGAACUACGCCGAACGGAGAAGUAGCAGAACAGCAAACGACCUUCUGCAGAAAACCACCUCACUCUCCUCAGACGAUGCGGAUGAAAACGAGGAAAAGAAGGAGCGGAUUCCGCGGCCACUGGAAAUUGCGGGUGUGACCAAUCUGAGUUCCGCACCGACGCCACCGUAUCACCCCUACGCCAUUAUCCCAUACCAGUCCCCCGAGGAACAAAUUGCGCAGAUCCAGCAGAGGGGACAAACGGGCACCAGCAUCCCACGUACAAUUGUUUGCUUUCUUCCUGCUUCUCGUGGUCUUUGCCUUUGGGUAACGUUGCUCUUGCUGCCUUGCACAGGAGUAAAGAAUUCCCUUGAUGAGCAGCUUGCUUCUACCGCUUCUCGCUAGCAAGACGAUAUGAUGAAGAAGCUUCUGGUUCUGGUUAAGCACUCUUUAGUAUACUUACAGUUCGAAAAAAAACUCAGGUUCCGUGCAGUUCGAGCCUUCGAUUUCCCAUAUCCACCUGCAGCAAAACCAGUUUCUUGGCCUGCCGCAGGUGUUCGCCCAGCAGCACCAACAGGCCGCGCGAAGCAGUUUGGUCGGGACGAAUCGACACGACAAUCACAGCGGAACAACAGCCGCUAGUGCAUCACAUCAGCAACAAAACACAAAUUCCGCCACACUGCUGCGGCCAAACGGAGCGCAGAAUCAGGGCCUGGCGAUCAUGGUGUACGAGGAGCCGACCGUGUAUCCAACUGCGUCGAGUAGUAGUGUGACGGGAAUCGCUGGUCAGAUGGAGCGGGACAACAGCGUGGAAAGCGGUUUUAUGGAAGACCGGGACAGCAGCGGUAGUAUGAUGGAUAUUGGUUAGAAGAAGUAGAAUAGCUGUGAUUCUCUUCAUCUCGUACUUAACUUCUUCAUUUCCUGUCAGUCUGUUGUGCAGAUUCUCAAGAACUCGACGCUUGUGUGAGUGUACUUCGUAUCUAUUGCUCCUGUAGUACCUAUUCUUGUCGAGGAUCAAACACACAGGAUUAGGACGAAGCGACUAGCGACUCGUAUCUUUGACGGCUCCGCUCUAUGACAAGGGCAGCAUGCUGCGCACUUGUCAGAAUUGACGCCGUAUAUUUGAAGGCAUAAAAUACGGAAAAAAUCCGAAUGUACAUAUGUUUUGCGCUCGAAAAUGUUGUUAGAGUUACGACCUGGUGGAGCACAUCCAUGCACAAAAAUGCAAAGAAUGCCCUGGUAGAAAAUUAAGUGCCACUAAAAGUACUACCAGCGACUCUCGUUUUGUUGUACAAAAUGAAAAGUUUCUUUGGAGUCCGGAGUUUCUCAUCCGAAAGAACGAUUGCAUCAGAAGAUACGACAUAGGAAAU